CGCAAACAUACUUAUACAGACUUGGCUACCGCAACGACAGUGCUAAACAGUCUCGUUUCAUAUAAUUUGAAACAGAAGCUACUCCGGCAAAUUGACACGCAUCCACUAAAUUUAGUGCUUGCGAAAUUUCCCAGUGAACGUAGCGAAGCGCGGUUCAAUUCGUCUGUUUACUCAUAGACGGAGCGAAAUGUGUUAGACAUGAAACGACUGACAUCAAGCAUAGUUCUGUUUUUAUUCGGAUUUCUUACUGCAAAAUACCACAUUGUCGAUACUUGUUACAGCACAAUACGGGAUAUCGUCUUACGACACGCACUGUUGUCGAAGUUUUCUGUUUACACAGCCUUUUUUACGGGAAUCUGUCUGUUCUUGUACAUUCCUUUGAACACAAUCGCCGAGCAGGAGGCAGCAAAAAACCACGGGAGCCAUUGUGAACGUGUCCGUGCUCGUGAACAGCUGCUACGACGCGGUAGUUUCUAACAAGAAUCUUGGUGAUUUAACACACUUUCAGUUACACGUUGACGAGAGUGCCUGGCAAUGCCUUUCUCCGAGAAAACACUUCACCUGAACAUCGAGCAGGGUAUUCCCUGUACGGAUUUAAUGAUGAUGCCCGAUGAGUGUACGACGAAUACAGAACCUGUUUCCUGCGGGUCGUAUUAUGUAUUAGAUGACGAGCAUUGCUAUAACACAAAAGUCAAGAAAGCGAACGAACCAACCGCUACAACAAAGACUACUCAGACUUCCAUAGUUCGUGUGUUUUGGCCGCGGAAAUGGAUAACGUAUCGUCAUUCUGGUUUGCUCAUCGGAAAGGUGUUCUCAAAGACUGAUUUAGUUGUCGUUGCUUGCAAACCCAUAGACGAAACUGAUGUCUCUGUUAACUCUACGCACUUUUUCAGUGCUGCUGGCAGCCUGAAUUCCGACAACCCACAUGGCGGCGGUAUGAAUGGUUCUUCAGCUGGUUUGGAAGUCCUUGGCUCCUUAAACUGUGACGAAGACACAGAUGUGCGCACUUCUUCCGGUUUUUGGCUCACCGUUCACUAUCGUAUGCCCUACCUUCACCCUGAAUUCGCUAAAAACUCGACCUUUUUCAAAUUACAGUCCAUCCACCUUGUUUACUUCGAUCCUCCGAAUCCCAAGGAAAUGCAGUAUUUGUCGCUGCAACCUUUGCCUUUAAUGCUUCGAAGAGAAGAUGAAGAGAAUCCUGAUGAUCCGGACCACAAAGAGUAUGUGCACCAACAAUCCCUCGUCGAAAAGUUGCAGGAGCAUUUCCCAAAGACAAAAAUGAAUACCUGGAACUGUAGCCUGAACGCAGAAAUGCUGCAAGUACUCAAUGGCUUUUAUGAUGCCCGUGAACAGCUGCAAUCUUCCGACACGACUAACACACCCAUGUUGUUUCAAAAGUUCGUGUCCUUCUUUGCUUCGGCCACAAAACAAGCACUUUUUAAGCUGUUUCUUUGUUUAUUUUUUAUUGCACGCAUUGUGAACGAAGUGCUUCUACGAAUCAUCCACUAUCGAGUGCACCGGAAAUUGCCGAAUCUAGUCGAGCUUAUGGUAUCGGCACAGCAAGUAGAUCUUCGUCUCCAACAGUCGUGUUUUUGGCCCGUGCAGUAUAUAAAGCUUUGGCGUAGUAAACGACGAAAGUCAUAUCGGCUUUCUGACUACGCAGAGUAUAUUCGUCUGUACAACAAUUUAUGGCUUAUUACGAACGAUAUUAUAUUUGGUAUCACACUUGCGACUUAUGUUACGGAUAAUGUCAACGUAUUGACUAUGCUCCUUGAGCGGUUCAUCUUCACGAUUACUGUGGACAAAGUUCGGUCAAUGGUACUUUGGCUGGUUGACACGCCUGCUGGCCUCAAGCUUAACAACGAUAUCUGCAAAUUCCUUGUGAAGUUAUCUGUGUGGAUUAUUGAUGUUUGGAGCAACGUGCUUGAUUACUGUCGUCCUGGCUUGCCAUACUUAGUCUUUAUUGUAGGAUGUUCGGGGUUCUUUGGUGCUAGUCUUACCAUUGCGCUGGUUUCGGAUGUUGCAAAUCUGCUCACUAUUCAUAUUCGGAUGUUGUACAUUGCUUCUGCCCGUAUUUACAACUGGCAACUGCGUAUCCUCUACUCGCUUAUGCAGCUGUUCCGCGGGAAGAAGAGAAAUGUGCUACGUGAUAGAAUUGAUUCCUAUGAGUAUGAUCUGGAUCAACUGUUACUUGGAACAAUUCUGUUUACUGUGCUAAUCUUUUUCCUUCCCACUAUUUUUGUUUUCUAUGCCAGUUUUGCUACUGCUCAAGUGACAAUAAUGGUGUUCAAGGCAUUAUCGGAGGCAAUGCUGGCAUUCUUAAACCAUUUCCCGCUAUUUGCAACCAUGUUGCGUAUAAAAGAUCCAAAACGUGUGCCGGGCGGAUUGAGUUUGGAGAUCAUCCACUCUAUGCCGGAAAACGACGAAUAUUUAUCAACGCUGUAUGUGUAUUGCAAGUCAAAAUCUAUAUCGUUAGGGUCAAUGUUUCAGCAGUACCGCAAACUAGCCCGUCGUCUCUGCGCAUACUACCUAUCAUUUCAGGUUGUUUGGGGGUUAGCUGUUGGUCUGCCGAUCCCGCCUAUUCCCGCAAGCCGGCUAUAUAGCAUUCAGUACUCCAUGCUGCCUCUUCGGCGGGUUUCCAUCCGGCAGCUUUGGCAUCUGUUUCUCACGGCAAACGACAGUGAUCCUUAGGGUCGAGCAAAGAAUGAUGUGUGUGACACAGUGUGUACACGUUGGCCAACAGUGCUUAUUCGACUUGCCCACUGAAGGCAGCCAAAAUUACGACUAUCAUGACUAAUACUGUGACCACUCUACUACUACUACAACUACUACUGCACUACAUAUUUUUUCCGUCUGUUAUUCUUCAUUAACCUGUCAUUCCUGUCAUUCCUAUCAUUUCUCCAAUCCUUAUGGACAUAUAAAAUAAUGCCGAGGAUCGCAUUGGCUAUUCGUGCAUGCAGCAAAGACCUUGGUCUUGGUUACUUUUUCUCCUUGACUGUCAGAGCCUGUUAGCGUUGUAUUUGGCAGUUGUUCUUCAGUUUGCUGCCGAAACAGCCUCAACAUUCGUCUGCAUACCUUUCUUGGGGAUACUUCCACAGCGUCCGCGAUUGCUAAGAGCUCUUGUUAGCAUCAGAGUUCUGCCGUAUGGUAACGUACACAUUGAGAGAAUCUUGUGUUAAUUUCUCUUGCCCUAAAAUUCGUCUAGUGAUCCAGAGCAUUCUCCCGGUACUAGGGUGCUUUGGCAGCUCAUUGCCGUAGUAAUUCGCGACAACGGGACCACGAAGUUUUUUUCUGAGAAACCGACUAAUACCAGCUUUGGAUCCUGUUCCUUGUGCCGUUCCAAAGACCUCUGAUGAAACCUGUGCGACUUCUAAAAGCAAUUUCUUGUCUAGCGCCAUUCUUCUUUGGAGGGAUUUACAACUCCCACCGUGUUCAAAGGACCCCACUGUAGUAUCAGGUUUAGUAGUGGUGGUGACAUCGCUUUGGAGGGUCAGCACAAGUAUCGGUGUGAGGAUGGCAUGCAGGCAGUAAGGAAAAAGCAACGAUGUAAGCACAAGCAAAACGCGGAGCCUGAGAGAAACUAAAUGCAGCGACCGGGAAACGGAACGCUUUUUACGGCACGGGGUACACGUCUACAGGGAGCCCUAAACAUCGGUUGUCUCGUCAAUAACUGAGCUUUUUCCGAUACUAAAGUUACGCUCCUCGUCCAGUCCAACUGGUCUUCGUCUGUCGCCGCUUUACACAAUUAACCAUUUUGCCUUGUGAUGCAUCCUCCCCCCUCCUGUCCCUCUCCACCCGUCACUAACUCUUUGUUAUCGGAAUAAAGUCAUUGAUUAAACCAUCUUUGCUGCAACAGACUUUGUUUUGAACGAGUCUGGGAGCACAUUCCAGCACGAAAACAGCAAACAAAAAAAUUUAGGAGUUAAGAAUUUGGGCUCAUGUGCAGCCAGCGGGCGACGGAAGAAAUUGCCCUGUCUAGUUUAUGUACAAAGCCUUCUUAGCGGCAGCCACAACAACAUCAGCAUUGGGCAAAGACAUGUUCUCCAAGCUCUGGUUGUAAGGCAUGGGCACGUCGGCCAUUGUGACACGCUCAACAGGAGCGUCCAAGUAGUCGAAGGCGCUUGACUCAACGAUUUGGGCACAGAUCUCGCUACCGAUGCCGAAGCUGCUGUAAGCUUGGUCGACGGUGACGAGACGGUUCGUCUUCUUCACACUAGCAGCGAUGGUGUCGAUGUCAAGAGGACGGAUGGAACGCAAGUUGAUCACCUCAGCCUCUACACCGUACUUGGACUUGAGGAUGUCGGCGGCUUGAAGGGAAGUACCAACAGAAAUAGACUCACCAACAAGAGUGAUGUCCUUACCGGGGCGCUCGAUCUUGGCAACGCCAAAGGGAAUCACAAAGUCUUCGCUUUGGGCCUCUUCAGACACAGGGAACGUUUGACCGUACAAAAUUUCGUUUUCGAGGAUAACGACAGGGUUGGGGUCACGGACAGCAGCCUUGAUCAUACCACGAGCGUCUUCGGCGGAGUACGGGCUGAGCACCUUGAGACCAGGGACGGAACCGUACCAAGGACCGAAAUGGUGCGAAUGCUGAGCAGCGACAGCGGCAGCAGGACCAUUGGGACCACGGAAAACGAUGGGGCAGUUUUGGAUACCACCGGACAUGUACAGGGUACGAGCGGCCGAGUUGAUGAUGUGGUCGAUGGCUUGCAUGGAGAAGUUGAAUGUCAUGAAUUCACAAAUAGGACGGAGACCAGCAAAAGCAGCACCCGUGCACAGACCAGCGAAACCCAUCUCGGUAAUAGGACUGUCAAUAACACGCUUGGGUCCAAACUUGUCCAACAAGCCACGAGAAACCUUGUAGGCACCGUUGUACUGAGCGACUUCCUCACCCAAGAGGAAAACCUUCUCGUCACGCUUCAUUUCCUCCUCCAUUGCGCCAUUCAACGCGUCUCUGACGGUCAACUAUACCAAAAUACGCGUCAGCAACCAUUUACCGCAUGUCGAACUCCAACCUGUCGUGUUUCUGCUUCACCACAUAAUUGACGCACAUACCUCUUUCACGCCAGUAGACGCAAAUCUCUUCGUCACUGAGCGCGCACCGAACGUAGGUCUUGCUCCUCCUCUAAAGAAUGUUCCGAAUCUUACUGUUCUCAACAUGUUGGAAUCCCAGCUGGGUUUUGGUAAAGGGCAGGUACUGCCCUGGCGUAUGAGGACACUUGUGAUGGAUACGCCUGAUAGAGCCGGGCUUCACGCAAUCUUUCGCUGCACCUCGCUAAACUGGAUAACGAGAGAUGUCGUGCAGAUGAGGAGCAUGUGAGGAGAGAGGGGAGGGGGGAGGCGUUUAGGGAUAUGUCAGAAUGUGCAGGAGCGCGACACCGCGUGUUUUUGGGUAAUAAGUGCGAAAUAAGGUUAGGCACGCGUCGCGUCGCGUCGGGUCGCGACGCGAAGCGAAUAUGAACCGACGCGUCGAGCGAAAGCGAGAUGGUUUGUGGAAGCGAAGGCGCCAAACAAGUUGUGCAAGGUGUGUGCGAUGGAUUUACGGAGGAUUGUCGUAUUCCAGGUUUCUCAUUUCGGCAGCCGUUUCUGGCGUACGUGUGCGUGUCUGUCUCCCCAUCCACGACUCUUGACGCGUAACCGAAAACCAGACGCGUCCUCCUUCGCUUUACAUCAUUUCUGCGUCACCGUACUCCCUCCUUAUAUAAGCAACGCACCCGUUUCUCCUCCUGCCAACUGCAUAUA
Molecule: messenger RNA, 5742 nt
Organism: Schizosaccharomyces japonicus yFS275
Lineage: Eukaryota; Fungi; Ascomycota; Schizosaccharomycetes; Schizosaccharomycetales; Schizosaccharomycetaceae
Product: pig-Q
Exons: 1
Coding region: 535-2691 (718 amino acids)
Biological process (GO): GPI anchor biosynthetic process
Cellular component (GO): membrane
Molecular function (GO): phosphatidylinositol N-acetylglucosaminyltransferase activity
Source: RefSeq, a predicted model, not a curated record